Molecule: messenger RNA, 1624 nt
Organism: Ricinus communis (castor bean)
Lineage: Eukaryota; Viridiplantae; Streptophyta; Magnoliopsida; Malpighiales; Euphorbiaceae
Product: amino acid transporter AVT3B
Exons: 1
Coding region: 147-1448 (433 amino acids)
Biological process (GO): amino acid transmembrane transport
Cellular component (GO): vacuolar membrane
Molecular function (GO): amino acid transmembrane transporter activity
Source: RefSeq, a predicted model, not a curated record
UCCUCCUCCUUCCUCUUACCUUAAUUCUCUUCGCCAACCUUUCUCCAAUUAAUUCUUUUACCUUUUCCUGUGUAUGUUUCUAAUCUAUCAAUUACCAAUAUAUUUUGUAACUCAAUUUUCAGAAGCAGAAGAACCAGUCAAAAGCCAUGGGAUUUGGCAACAAAGAAGCAUCAAAAACUAGAAAGCCACCAAUUUUACCACCGGCAAAAGAAGACACACCUCUCAUAACCAAACCGAAUAAUAAUAAUAAUAUUAAUGAUAAUGGUAAUCCACUUUCUUCCCAAUCCAAAACCUUUGCCAAUGUAUUCAUAGCCAUAGUAGGCGCUGGCGUUUUGGGUCUCCCUUACGCAUUUAAACGCACCGGAUGGAUCAUGAGCCUCUUAAUGCUCUUCUCUGUCGCUGCCUUGACCCAUUACUGCAUGAUGCUAUUAGUCCAUACUCGACGCAAGCUUCAAUCAUUGCCUGGUGAUUUUUCUAAAAUUAACUCCUUCGGCGAUUUGGGUUUUGCUGUUUGCGGUUCCGUUGGUAGGUUUGUUGCUGAUGUUAUGAUCGUUUUGUCUCAGGCUGGAUUUUGUGUUGGCUAUUUGAUAUUUAUUGCUAAUACUUUGGCUAAUUUGUUUGAUAUGAGUUCCCAAAUUAUCGGUUUGUCUGCUAAGAGUUUUUACAUAUGGGGUUGUUUUCCUUUUCAAUUGGGGUUAAAUUCUAUUGCUACUUUGACCCAUUUGGCACCUUUGAGUAUUUUUGCUGAUCUUGUCGAUCUUGGUGCUAUGGGUGUCGUCAUUGUAGAGGAUAUUCUUAUUAUGAUGAAAAACAGACCUCAAGUGAAUGCUUUUGGCGGCUUGUCAGUGUUCUUUUAUGGAAUGGGUGUUGCUGUUUAUGCUUUUGAAGGGAUUGGUAUGGUUUUGCCUUUAGAAUCUGAGAUGAAAGAUAAGGAUAAGUUUGGUGGAAUUUUAGGUUUGAGUAUGGCAUUGAUUUCAUUGCUAUAUGGAGCAUUUGGUGUAUUGGGUUACUUUGCUUUUGGCAAUGAAACUAAAGAUAUUAUUACUGCUAAUUUAGGUGCUGGGCUUAUUAGCAGUUUGGUUCAAUUGGGUCUUUGUAUUAAUCUUUUCUUCACGUUUCCUCUGAUGAUGCACCCAGUUUAUGAGAUAGUGGAGAGAAGAUUUUGGGGUGGUAGGUAUUGUUUAUGGCUGAGAUGGGUGUUGGUUUUGGCUGUAAGUUUGGUGGCUUUAUUGGUCCCAAAUUUUGCUGAUUUUAUGUCUUUAGUAGGAAGUAGUAUAUGCUGUGGACUGGGAUUUGUUUUGCCGGCUUUGUUUCACUUGCUUGUGUUUAAAGAAGAGAUGGACUGGAAGGGAUGGUCUGUUGACAUCGCUAUUGUCACCAUAGGUGUUGUUCUUGCUGUUUCAGGAACCUGGUAUGCCCUUAUGGAGAUUUUCUCUGUGAAGGUGUAGUUUGUCAUAGAAUUGUCAAUACAUCUACUGUGAAUUUAUAGCAGGUCAGGCAUACAUCCUGGCUGGUUAUACUUGUAGCUACGUUAUGAUAUCAGCUUUGUAAGUAAUUUUUCAUUCCUAAGAUGAGAAGAUAUUUUAUUUUAUUGAGAACAAACUGCAGACAAGGUUUUCUUUCU